AUGCCAGAAACACAUGUUGCUAUCGUCCAAAAUGCCCGAGGAGCUACUGGCGGCACAGAGACCAUGAAACUGGGUCGAAGCAUAAUUUGCGUUGACUUAAAUCCCCAAGUUAUCAAACAGGGAGUCGAGCAAACCAUCAGAUUGUUACAACGGACAAUGGACCAGCAGAAUGUGGUUGUUGACGCCUUGCCGUAUUUCGACAAAGGUUACGGCGAGAGCGGUAUGCAGGAGGCCAAUGCACUGCUAACGGAGGAAAUGCGACGCUAUCGACCUACCAAAAACUACUUGGAGAAUUUCCCCUCGCUAGCUGGUCCUAUUUCAACGAAAUUUGAGACUGAACUUGUGCGUACAGAGUUUGACCGCCUUGCCAAUCGGCUGCCCAUGGAGUUGAUGAGCAUGAAACGCUACGAAUUGCCUCCGCCUCCAUCGGCCAAAAUGGGCGAUCUACGUUCUUGGCAGGAAGCUAUCGAAAAUGCCCAUGCUCAACUGGAGCACCAGCUGACGCGUAUCAACAACUUGGAAUUGAUGAGUGAGUACGGCUCAACAGCUUGGAAGUCGUACAACGAGGAGCUCGAAAGAAUCCUUCGCAAGCACGAGAAGGACCUUCUCGAAAUGAGACGCAAGGUACAGGAGAUCAAUUGGCAGCGCAAACAGGAGCAAAUGGUGGCAGGCGAGACACUUACUCAACUGGAAGAAGAAUGGGUCUCCCUUGUGGGCAAGAACUACGAAAUUGAGCAGGCUAUCUUAGAUCUGGAGCAGGAACUGGAGGUCUCCGCGCACCCAUCGCUGAGCGAAGAUGCUAAGGAACCCUAG
Molecule: messenger RNA, 813 nt
Organism: Echinococcus granulosus
Lineage: Eukaryota; Metazoa; Platyhelminthes; Cestoda; Cyclophyllidea; Taeniidae
Product: Pre-mRNA-splicing factor SPF27
Exons: 4
Coding region: 1-813 (270 amino acids)
Biological process (GO): mRNA processing
Cellular component (GO): precatalytic spliceosome; Prp19 complex; catalytic step 2 spliceosome
Source: RefSeq, a predicted model, not a curated record